Letharia lupina is the source of this 3693-nucleotide messenger RNA. RefSeq lists its product as uncharacterized. Gene Ontology annotation, cellular component: RNA nuclear export complex; nucleus; cytoplasm. The coding region runs from base 1 to 3693 and encodes 1230 amino acids. Lineage: Eukaryota; Fungi; Ascomycota; Lecanoromycetes; Lecanorales; Parmeliaceae. Gene Ontology annotation, biological process: RNA export from nucleus; protein export from nucleus. Gene Ontology annotation, molecular function: nuclear export signal receptor activity; RNA binding. The record is from RefSeq and is a predicted model, not a curated record. The transcript is spliced from 11 exons.
AUGAACGGCAAUGCGAGCGUAAACGGCCAUGCGGGAGAGGGCAAGCCUGAGAUACAUACGCAGAUAUUACGAGCUUUGGAAAUCAUACACGAGCCCAGAUCGUCCAACGCCCACCGCCAAGAUGCAUCCCGGUAUCUUGAAGAGAUCAGAUCUGAUGAACAGGCCCCAUAUCAUGGCUUUGCGCUUGCCUCAGCAAAAGACCAGCCAGCUAUUGUCCGUCAUUAUGGCUUAUCCUUGAUCGAAUACGGUGUACGUCACAGAUGGCCAGGGUAUACGCCGGGGCAGAGUCAGGCCCUGCGAGACUGGGUGGUGACCCUAUCACACAGUACAGCCGAUUCCGAUCCACCGUACAUUACCAACAAGGUUGCCGAGAUAUGGGUGGAGAUAGCCAAGAGAAGCUGGGGUCUGGACUGGCUGGACAUGGACGAACUCCUAGUUCAGCUGUGGGAUGGCUCAAUGGUGCAGAAGGCUUUGGUACUCAUUAUUCUGGAGACUCUGUCGGAGGAAGUCUUUGGGGACGACGACACCACAGCAGCUCUACGGGGCAGUGAUCUCAACAGAGCCUGUGUAGAAAUCUUUACUCCAGCUAAUGUGCUGACGGAGGACUUUCCAAUUCGAGAGACCGCUGCUAGUAUGAGAUAUGGUGCAGAUGGAUGGCUAUCUCGCAUGGCAGAUUUGCUUGAGUGGUGCAUCAGAGACGCUAAGAUUGAUGAGAACCGACGUGCUUGCGGUGUGAAAAUUCUCUCUACCUUCAAGUCUGUCAUUAGCUGGAUCAUCCCCCGGUCUUUGGUCACAACCCAUGCUUUAAAUAGGAUCUGUGCUUGUUUGGCAGCGUCAAACGUCCCUCUCCAGCUGGCCGCUGUCGACUCUUUAUACUCUCUGUAUAACCGUUCGAGGUUCUCUGAAAAUGAUUUUAGGGACCUAGUAGGCCCAAUGUUCCAAGACGAGACUAUCUACUUGCUAAAGCAGCUUUACGAGUGGUUGAUCGUUGAUCCGACUGACAUCGAUGAAGCCAAAUACCUCCUUCUUAAGAGGUUCUCUGAGAUGGUAUUCAAUAUUGGCAGACUACUGGAAGAAAGCCCUUCAUUCGUACCAGAAGGGAGCAACUGGGGAGGCUUUUUCGACAUUUUGCUCAACGUCAUGAAGAAUCAAAGUCUCCAUGUCUCAAUUCCGGCUCUACAUCUAUGGGUGAAGCUGCUUAGUUCCGACAAAAUUGGUAACUCUCCUGCGAUCAUGGCUCUUGUUAGUGAUUUGCUCGAAACAUGCAGCCAACGCCUUGUUCGAUUCGAAGACUUACCAGUGGACUCAAGCAAUCCAAGCAUAGUCUUCCUUAACGAAGACGUUGACACAAUGCCCGAAAGACAUGCUUUUCUUGGUAAUUAUGCUAGGUUUUGCAAUCAGAUUGUUGAGCUCGUCGUUCAGAAACAACCCAUAGACGCAUUAUAUCAUAUUCUUGGACAAGCCGAUAAGGUCCUGGAUCACGUAUAUGACGGAGAGCCGCCCUUCCAAGCUUCAAACUACACGAAGACAUCUGUCCCUUACUUGCGGAUCGAUGCCCAAUUCACGGUUAUCGAGGCUGCGCUGAAGGGCUGCUUGAAAUGGCUGACCGCUUCGGGUAAUCCUCAAACAGAGCAUGAGCAUGAGGUCAUGACUUCAAAUCUCCAAGUGUGGUGCGAUAGGCUAUUAGGUCUGAUGUUUGAGGACCCUAUGAUCAAACAGCGAGUGAUUCAACUUGCAGUAGGAUUUGCUAUAGGACCAUUGAAACGUAAUGCACAGUUUGCAUUGAAGAUCUUCGACUACAUUCUAGACACAAGGUGUUCUGCGCAUCCUGCCUGCCUGGCAUAUACGGAUGCCGUCAAGGAUCUCCAAGCUGUCUCCCUUCACCAAUUGCAGAGGCUUGCUAUGCGAUUCCCUGACUAUCUUGUUAUCAUAUUCGACGAAGUGGAGAGGAAGGUUAUGUCAGUCAGUCAGUCAGUGGCUUCAGAUGAGCAGACACGCGCCCGCUACUCCUCAGUGCUCUUCAUCAUCAUGCAUCGUGCGACCAGUGUGGACGUGAGGCCGCGCGAAGAACGACUGGAUCAGUUCCUCCAGCCAAUGAUCGAUCAGUGGCAAGACAGAACCCUGAGCAACUCCUUGUCGUCUUUCGAGAAUUUUAGCAGACUACUCGGACUCGAAAACCUCCAGCAAUAUCUAUGUUCUCGAGCGGUGAAUAAACUGCGAAACUGGUCAGAGCAUCCACUCGACGACCAGGGCAAGGCCCUUCAAAUACAAAUGCAGAAUGCACUCGAUGCUCUUCCACUACGAGCCACAAAAACCGUAAUGAACAUCAGCGUGGAAAGACUGGAGCAAGGAUCACAGCCCUACGACAUGGCAUGCCGUCUGUGGCAUAAGAACAUUCCCCUGAUUCUGCCCAAUCUACUCAAAUUCAUCAGUCAAUCGCAAGCCUUCCACGAUCCGUCCAACUGGCCUGCUCUGCCCCCCGAGAUGCAGGAUGUUGUUCGCAGGAUCCUCACAGACCGUUUUUGGCAAGUUGGCAUCUCCCAAGGCAGCCGAGAUGAGUUUUACGCCAGCGUUGGAGAUACCAAGACAACUCUGGAGGGAUUUGCCUCGUCCAUCAGAGCUACUGUAAGGACGGUCCGCGAAACAGGAUACAGGCUACUGAAUUAUAUGAGCCUCCUUGGAGAGCACUUUUACAGCUUCGCAGAGCUGCCGGGUCCACUAGCUCAGGCUCUGUUCGCUGAUGCAUGCGCAUUGUCCCCACAUCAAAUGGCUAUCCUGGUCGAUACAAUUCGGCCGAUCAUCGACAACUGUCCGGAGAAAUAUCGAAAUCACUUUCUUCCCCCAAUUCUGUCGGCACUAUUUGAGCAACUCGAUCGCAAAGCAAGCUUGGAGUGGGAAAGGAUCGAAGAGAGAAGCAAAGCAGCCUCAGAGGAUGAUGACUUGACGAGCGAGAUGAAAGAUGAAAGUAUACUGCGGCAAUUGACAAUGGCUUCGGUGAUGUUGGUAGUCGGGCUUCUCGAGCCAGCAAGACCGAACCCCCCAGCUGCUCCAGAAGUACCCGAUAAGAUCAAUGGCGAUGCAGCAGGUCCAAGUGCAAACACACCAAGAUCGUUCAUACUGCGGACCCCAGAAAUACUGAAGCCCGUCAUACUAUUCUGCACCCAUGCGUUGCGUAUGCGUGACACCCGAGCAUGCUCUCUCAUCGCCAAAGUCCUGCGUUCGAUAGUCCCUGAGUUUGCUGGCGAUGGCCCUGUUGAACCCGAUGUACGAGAAUUCAUCUCCACGGAAGUCCUCAAAGCAUGCAUUACGUCGUUGCAUGACCCCUACUUUGUGGAGCUGCAGAAGGACUUCGCUCAGCUGAUUGCAAGCAUCCUCAUCUCCUACACACCACGCACAGAAAGGCCGAAAGAGAUCCUUCUCUCCUUGCCUGAGAUGGCCCCUGAGAAGCUAGAUCGUGCCACACGCCAUCUCUUCAGGGCACAGCAGAAUACUCGACAGCAAAGAGCCAUCAUUCUAGACCUCCUAGAAGGCUUCAGAGGCAUUGCCAUCCACGAACAGGGCAAGCUUCCAAAGCCUGAUGCAAAGAAAUUGAGAUCGGCUUUACAAGAGAAAUACAUGACGGUCGACGUCCAAGCGAGCGAUAAAAGGGAACUGAGCCCAGAUCUAGGAGGAGUUGCUGCUAUGUUUGGAUAA